AUGAAGCCCCGACGAACAGAAACUGCGAAAGCAUCGGGCUCUAAACUCAAUGUCAACCCAACAAGCGCAGGCACCACUGUCUGGGAAUACGCCAUUCUUAUCUACCUUGCGGCUAGCCACCUCCUCACCGACAAUCCACGUCAUAUUCAGUACCGGGAGUCUGUCAAAGAUGCCAAAAAAACUACACAGGAUGCAGGAGGCCGAGAUGCUUCUGCCCAGGUCAAAUCUACACGCUCAUCGUCUACGUACGGUGGUAAGAACAAAGACCCUCAACACAAAUAUCACUCAAAUCCCCCGCCCAAGAGGUCCUCCCAGUCACCACCCUAUCCUUCCUAUCGAAAUGACCAAGCAGUCCACCUCCACCCGGUUGAAUCACAUUCAACAUUUGACCCAACACACCCGGUAGAACUAUCGAAGGUGCAGAUGCGAGAUGCAUGGGCGCGAAUGAGGGCUGUCUCGAGGCUUCGUGUCGAACCAGUCGCCAUGGGUUCUUCAAAUGAUCAAGAAAGGGUCAACGAAAAGGUAAGGAAACAUGUGCGAUGGGGACCGGUGCAGACUUACGAACACGAACACCAGUACCAGUACCAGGACGAUGACGAUGACGACGAGGUAGAGAAUGAUCAUGAUCACGGAGCGGCAUUAGAGAACGCGGAGACAGGGCGUAAAUGGCAGGCGAGCGACAAGAGAGUAGUAAAGGGGCAAAAUCAGGGGACGAAUGAUAGAGUGGUAGGGAAGGAGCUGGAGAUCUGGGAUUCAGCUAACACAGGGGGCGAGCACGAAAUCUGGGGACCAACCAUUGAUAACACAUUUUGA
Cucurbitaria berberidis CBS 394.84 is the source of this 813-nucleotide messenger RNA. RefSeq lists its product as uncharacterized. Bases 1 to 813 code for a protein of 270 amino acids. The transcript has a single exon. Lineage: Eukaryota; Fungi; Ascomycota; Dothideomycetes; Pleosporales; Cucurbitariaceae. The record is from RefSeq and is a predicted model, not a curated record.